UUAUUCAUUUUAUUCCUAAAUUUUAGCCAUGAUGGUCAAAAAGUGGUAAAAGGAAGAAUUUGCUUUUCUUAAAAAAAUAGAAAAGGUGGGACAAGUAGGGACGGAACUUCUUUCUACGGAGCAUAAGACUCCACAGUCCACAGUCCACACUGAAGCAAAGUAGGGAUGGAAGUUGACGACGAUCUUCACGCCUUACUCGACGAACAACGCCGUGAAAUAGCAGCCGCCGGUGACGGUGCCGUCGAUGUAGACCUCCUCUUCGCUUUUCAACUCCAAAUGCAAGAGGCUAUGUACGCUUCUACUUCAAAACCCACCAUUAAUGCAAACGUUAUCGGAGGUAAUAACAAUAUCAGUAAUCUUUUCCCUGAAGAAUUAUCAUACUACGAGCAACAAGUUAUAGACCAACAAACAGCUCAAAUUGAGAUGAGGAAAAUCGAAGACGACCUCAAUCGUCGAAUCCACGAUCAGGCUUUUGCACGGGAGAUACUCAAUGUCCCGGAUGGUGAGUGGAAAUUAACUGGAGAUCAUUUACAUAGGCCUUAUGGAGAGGGAUCGUCGUCCGAAGGCGUGGAUACGCAAAAUGGGGAGUGUUUUAGGGUUUAUGUGAAGGGUUUGAUGGGAGAAGAUGCUGAUGAAGACAUAGUUGGGGUUAAUGUGGGGAGGAAUCUUGCUGGGAUUGGAGUUGCUGUUUGUGAUCCGAGUGGGAUAUUGGUGUUUGAAGUGAGUAAGGGUUUGGUUAAAGGCACUGAAGUAUUGACGGAUGAAAUUGCAGAGUUGAAAGCACUGAUUGAAGGGCUUGAUGUUGCUAUAAUGCUGGGUUUGAAAAGGGUUAAUGUUGUUUUGGAUAGUCAAACAAUCUUGCAAUAUGUUAGAGGCACGUUGCAUCCAAGGAAGGGUAAUAUUGUUGCACUUGUUGAACAGGCAACUUCUUGCCUAAGAAAAUUUACAGAUUGUAUACCAUCUCUUGUGACACAGAACACCAUCAACUUGGCAAUUAAACUUGCUACCGAUGCAAUAGUCUCUCAGGUUAGAGGACCAGCAGAAAAUAGCAUUCGGAAGAGCAUCACUGAGACUUGUACUAUUUGUCUGCAAGAUACUGAUAUAGAUCAUAUGUUUCUAAUUAAUGGUUGCCUGCAUUAUUAUUGUUAUUCUUGUAUGAAUAAAUAUGUGGAAGCUAAGCUCCUUCAAGGAAUGCUACCUAAAUGCCCUCAUGAUACAUGCAAGUCUGAAUUGAAAUUAGAUAGCUGCAAAAAGUUCCUGAUACCCAAGCUAUAUGAUUUGAUGAGUGAACGUGUGAAGGAAACUACCAUUCCUAUCACGGAAAAGAUUUACUGCCCAAAUCCUAAGUGUUCUACAUUGAUGUCAAAAGCUGAGGUCCAUAUAUCUAUUCAAAAUGUCACUGUGGGAAAACAACAAGCUGGGGCUACAAUGUGCACGAAAUGUCACCUUAAUUUUUGUAUCAACUGCAGAGUUCCUUGGCAUAAAAACAUGACUUGCUUUGACUAUAGAAGACUUAACCCUUACUUGUGUGUAGAAGAUGCAAAUCUCAAGUCUCUUGCCGCACAGAGUCGUUGGCGUCAGUGCGUAAAGUGCAACCACAUGGUGUCUCUUGGCGAAGGUUGCUAUCAUAUUUACUGCAGAUGUGGUCACGAGUUCUGUUAUACGGAGCUGAGUGGAAAAACAAGAAAGCAACAUGUUCCUGCCCAGUAUGGGAUGAGCGAAAUAUCAUUUACGACAAUUGACUCCAACCAAGGGGAGGCUGAGCAGGAUAUAGCCAUUACUGUCUAUUUUGCACCUAAAUAGUUAUUUCACUCUCAUAUGACUAAGACCUUGGUGGACAUGGUUAAGCAGUAUUUGC
Molecule: messenger RNA, 1858 nt
Organism: Solanum stenotomum
Lineage: Eukaryota; Viridiplantae; Streptophyta; Magnoliopsida; Solanales; Solanaceae
Product: E3 ubiquitin-protein ligase RSL1-like
Exons: 3
Coding region: 166-1803 (545 amino acids)
Biological process (GO): ubiquitin-dependent protein catabolic process; positive regulation of proteasomal ubiquitin-dependent protein catabolic process; protein polyubiquitination
Cellular component (GO): cytoplasm; ubiquitin ligase complex
Molecular function (GO): nucleic acid binding; zinc ion binding; RNA-DNA hybrid ribonuclease activity
Source: RefSeq, a predicted model, not a curated record